AGAGUCACAUCCGUUAUUUUGUUGUUUGUUUUUUUAUUGAUGAAUUAUUGAAAAUCAGGUGUUGAUCUGUGAGAUUUUGUGGGGAUGAGUAUUGAGUUGUGAUUAUUUUUUUAUUGUGCUCGAUGAUAAAUCAUUGUCAUGUGGUUUCAUCAAGAGAUGAAUUCCAAGUUUUAUGUUGACUCGGAUUAUGAGUCCCUCAGUUUUAAUAAUUCCAAGAUGGAGAUCGAAGUACGGAGUUUGAAGUUGGAGUUGACGAGGACCCGUGAUGCUUUAAAAACAGCAACAAAGAGGUGUCGUGAAUUGGUACAAGAGCUAGAUUCUCUAACGGUGUGCCACGAGUCUGAGCGAAACUUACGGGAUCAGCAGCUCUCUAAAAUUCUACGUGCCCUCUUGGUGCUUGAGUCACGACUCAGACAGGAACAAAAAUCAAUAAGACAGCAAUUAUGUGAGAAGGACAAUGUCAUAAAGAAUCAGCAGAUUGAAAUAGCUAAAUUGAGGCGAUACACGAAGAAUUACAUAAAGUCAAAAAGAGAACAGGUAUUGUGCAAGAGCCCAUCAACACCAGAGACUAUGGAAACACCAGGAGAUCCCACAACCGAUAUUAUACAAUUUGAUAAUGGUCUUGGGAGCGAUAUUCAGAUCUUGAAGAGAGAAAUAAUUACGAAAUUCAGUAAUGACGAUAUGAGAAAUUGUGUUAGAAAAACUGACAGCUUUGCUGGGAGUGAUGUUUCUAAAGAGAGUUUAACGAGCAGUGAAAAUACUGAUGGUUCAAUUGUCACAACAACUGAUGGUAGUCCAUCAUUAAUCAGCACUGAGGGAUUUUGUGAGGGUGAGAGCAGUGAUUUAUCACCAGGUUCAACUCUCAAUAAAUCGAGAACUAUUAGAAAGAACUCUGAUAGCGAUAGCGAGGGUAGAACUGUUCUGGAGAAUCUUGAGAAUUUGGAGAAUCUGGAGGAUAACACUGGGAGAAGGAGAAUUGGAGUUUUGAGGAAGGAGCCUCUGAUGAUUAUUGAUAAUCAAGUGAAGAUAAUGAGGAGUGAGAGCAAGGAUGAUGGAAUGGAUUGCAAUUUUGUGUCGGGUGAUGAGGAAGAGGGUGAACCACUCUACGUUAAUUCCUGCUGUGAAAAUAAUAAGAGAAAUCGCGAGUGUGAGACACGAUUGAUUGAUGAUAAUCAGAAUAAUAAUAAUAAUGGAUUGUUGAAAAUGGAGAAGAGUGGUGAGGAGACGAGUGGUAAUUGGUACAGUGAUCCUGAUGAGGAUCGAAUUGCAGAUGAUAUUAUUCGUCACAAUUCGUAUCGACCCAAUAGCAAUCACAAUUCAGUUCUUGAGUGUGUCAAUCAGAUUCUUCUGAGGGAUAUGGAGGAUGAGGAGACGAUUAGAUCGGUAUCGCGUAAAUUUAAACAUCGUGGGAGAAUUGUGAGCUUUCAACCGGCUCGUUUAUCGGAUAUUGAGUCCGUUGGUUCGGAAAUGGAGCGAAGAAAUUCCGAGGAGGUGAUGCCUGAUAGAGAGCUGGAUGCAUCUGAGGAUGAGUUUGGUAUGAGAGUGACGAUGAAGAGUCAGGGGAUAACUCGUAGUAGUGAAACUGAAUCGAAUCCAGAGGACGAGAUUGAUGACAACUCGUCUACGAGAGCUAUUCCCAUUGUUGUUAUUGAACCGAAUCUUGAGAUGAUUAAGAAUUCUCCAGUAUCUCCAGAGCCAGCAUUAAAAUCUAGGUGUUCACCCUCACCUAUUCUUCGACUUGAGAGGAUCGAGGAGAAGACGUGUUUGUCGAUGUCUUCGAAGGGUUUGACGAUUGCUAAAAAUUUGGAUUACGAGGAUAUCGAGUCACUUCCUGAGGUUAUUUCUCCUCAUUCGAAAAUUCCACCAGCUCUUCCACCGAAGCCGCAGUUCAAGAAUAAUACUCUUGUCCUCAAGAAGAUUCCGAGUCCUUCGUUUCUCAUUGAUGAGACUAGGAGGAAGGUGCAGGUGAGUGAGACACCGGCGUACGUCAAGAGGAUUUUUGGUAUCUCUGGGACACCGUCUAAACCGCCAAUUCCAACGGCUAGGAGUUUGAAUUUCAAGGACAGCCCUCGACGAGGGUAUAUUGAUAAUGGUAAUGCCAAGGUAAAGGGUAAUGAGGAGGAGAGUGAUUGUCCCAGGGUGACGAAUAUUGUGAAACAUUUUGAGGAAUUCAAGAUUGGGGAGAGCGACAGGUGCAAGGAGUUGUCCAAAGGGAAAUCCAUGGAGCUGGAGGAGAUGGACAUCAGGCAGAAUUUUGAGGAGUUCAAUCUCGAUGAGUGUGAUCUUUCGGAUGAUCCUGAUAGGCCUGAGGGCGAUGGGUCUGAGAGGCUCGGCAGUGGAGUCUUCAGUCGACAGGAGAGUGUCAAGGAUAAUAAUAAUGGAGAGAGUGGACACGCCAAUGGGGUUUACGAUCACUUCCUCGAGGCAACUGGACUCAGCAAUAAAUCCAUUCUCACACCGUCGAGGCUUUUGAGCAAUCACAAGAGCAUGUUGAAACCCAAGGAUGUUAAAUACAAGAGCAAGAUCAAGGCCACUGGUGGUAUUGAUAAAAUUGGAGCUAGUGGAAAUCAGACGCAGGUGAGACACUGGACUGGACCUUUUGUAUGAUGACUGGUUGCCUCGGUUUUUGGAAGUCCUCCGGUGAGCCCCAGGAAAACCCGGGGAAUGGGGAUUGGACUGUGGGAGGAAAAAUUAAAAAGGUCUUGAAUAUUCAAGUCUUCACGUUUAAAAAAAAAAACUUUUCAGAAGCGUUAGCGGUUUUUUCGCAAUUCUCAGUGUUUGAACCUACCGCAUAGUAUUAUAAAAAUAAUGAACGUUUAAUGAUUGUGGAAGUA
Molecule: messenger RNA, 2834 nt
Organism: Fopius arisanus
Lineage: Eukaryota; Metazoa; Arthropoda; Insecta; Hymenoptera; Braconidae
Exons: 2
Coding region: 139-2607 (822 amino acids)
Source: RefSeq, a predicted model, not a curated record